AUGUCGCUGGUUGCACUGGACGAGGAAGCGGCAACGGCUCACGCGUCCGGAUAUAAUCGUAUGCCCCCCGAAUGGGUCAAUUACCUGGAUGAAGCACAAUACGAACUUACAAGAAUCCGUUCUCGAUUGAAACAGAUCCGGGAGAUGCAGCAAAAUUUCAUGUCGAAGCCGAGCUUUGUUGAGGAUUUGGAUGCGCAGAAAGCAAUGGACACAAGUACUAGUGAG
Molecule: messenger RNA, 225 nt
Organism: Gongylonema pulchrum
Lineage: Eukaryota; Metazoa; Nematoda; Chromadorea; Rhabditida; Gongylonematidae
Source: the annotation of a GenBank genome assembly